CUUACUGCGGCUCCGCAGCACCUGUGACUUCACGGAGAAACUGUUGCGGUAUGGAAGCGACCUGGAGGUCAUUCAGUACCAGAACAGGCUGAUUGAGAACCUAGAGGAGGUAGGGAAACUCGAACCGAGGGACGACAUCAUCGAGGGUCUGGUUGGGUCGGAGCUCCUGUUCGUGACAGAGGACGCGGACGUGCAGUAUGUGCUACAGAAGAUGGGGCAGCUGGAGACGCGGCUGAAGGACGACACCACCUCCCUGUCCGAGCCGGACGCCAACAGCGCGGACGAGAUGGACGACGUGGACAGACCCAUCCUGAGGAAGGACGACAUUGACGUCAUGAGGCUGGACAGCCUGACUAAAAGUACGGACGACGAAAACGACCAUGCCGAGCGCAGGGAGUCCAUGACGCACGCCAAGACCACCAAAAGACUCGUGCUGGACUUCGGCAAUGACGGAGAGGGGGAGGGGCAGUUCCUGGCACCGGAAGGGGUUCUGUUCACAAGCGAUGGGGACAUCCUCGUUCUAGACUCUAUACAGAAGUCAAUGCAAGUGUUCGGGCAGGAGGGAGAGUUCAAGUCCAGGGUCAAGCUGCCCGUCUUCCCGCGUGAUGUCGUCUGGACUAGGGAGGGAAACCUAGCGAUGACCGGGAACAUGCACGGCCAGGGGUGUGUGGUCAUCAUGGACCCGGAGGGGCGGGAGCUCAGGCGCUUCGACGCGGACGGGAAGCUGGAGUUCGUGCAUGGCAUCGCCGUGGACUCACACGAGCGCUUCAUUCUCACGGAUGUCAGAAAGCACAGGGUGACCAUCCAUUCGCCAGAGGGCGAUCUUGUUCACCAGUUCGGUAAAUACGGGAAUGACGCAUACUCCUUCAACAAGCCACAUUACGUCACCGUCAACAGUAGGGACGAACUUAUCGUCUGUGACAGAGGAAACCAUUACGUCAAAGUGUAUGACUACCAAGGCAAGUUCCUCCGCAAGUUCGGCGGCUGCGGCAACGACGCCAACAACUUCAUCUACCCGUACGGCGCAUGCGUCCUGGCCUCGGGAGACAGCAUGGACGACAUCGUGGUGUGCGACAGCGGACACAACAUGGUGAAGAUCUUCCACUCGGACGGGAACUUCCACCGCUACGUCCUCACGCAGGACGACGGGCUCAUGUGCCCCAAGACCCUGGCGCUCCGGGAGGAGCACAACCAGCUCGUCCUGACCGAGAGGGACAGAUGUUACGUCAAGGUGUACAAGCUGGAGGACUGAUGAGAUACAAAUCGUGAAAAGAACAAAUUGUGUCUGUUGCCAUAUGAUUCGUGCAAAAGUAAAGUGUUGUGAAAUGAUAAUCAAAAGCAGGAUUGUCAAUCUAAUGAAAGUUUGACCACCUGAUCUCUUUACCACUUGUUGAAAAAUAUGUUACAAUCACUACCGUAAAGACAGAAAACUGGCAGCAUGAUUAAUACGUAACAAAUCAAUGUUUUGACUUGGAGCUUAUGUUAUGCAAUGACGCAAAGCGCUUUAUUGGGUCUUUGUGAUGUUUCCGAUAACAAAUCAAAAAGGGAAUUCUUCUCAAUGGUAAAUGAACUUCUACUAUUAUAUGACGUUGGAGCUUUUCUUGUCACAAACAAUAAGAACUUUCUUUGGCAAAAUGCCAUCAUGGUUAUGCACUUGCAUCUCUCACUGGACUCAAAUAAUAUCACAUUACGAAUUAGAUAAAUGGCGAAGAUAACCUAAUUACAUAACCUAACAAGGAUGGUACGCAGGCCAGUCAAUGCAUUGCCACGGUUUACAGUAUGCACCCAGGCAUACGACGUGUUGUUAUUCAGUUGCCGUUAGAGAUGUCCAUUGAGAAGUCCUUCACACACUGCUGCAGUCAAUGUUGUUAUCGACAACCGAAAAAUAUAUACUAGUAUUGAAAGCUAGUGAACUGUCCAGCGUAGACCUUGAAGUAGUGAAAUGUUCUCUUGUAUAACCAGUGGAAAUCAGCUUCAAGCCAUCGUUAGACGCCGUGACGACCAUUAAUCAAAACAUUGAUCUGCGCACACGUUCCAUUUAUAAGGUGUUAUUUCAAAUACGAGCUAUAUCUAAUUUUGAUAUAAACAAUUGAUAAUAUAUGCGUUGCAAUAAAUAUAUCAAGCGGAUUUUGUGUAAA
Molecule: messenger RNA, 2138 nt
Organism: Branchiostoma floridae (Florida lancelet)
Lineage: Eukaryota; Metazoa; Chordata; Leptocardii; Amphioxiformes; Branchiostomatidae
Product: tripartite motif-containing protein 2-like
Exons: 4
Coding region: 212-1252 (346 amino acids)
Biological process (GO): protein polyubiquitination; negative regulation of translation; proteasome-mediated ubiquitin-dependent protein catabolic process
Molecular function (GO): protein binding; ubiquitin protein ligase activity; translation repressor activity
Source: RefSeq, a predicted model, not a curated record